Molecule: messenger RNA, 8796 nt
Organism: Porites evermanni
Lineage: Eukaryota; Metazoa; Cnidaria; Anthozoa; Scleractinia; Poritidae
Source: the annotation of a GenBank genome assembly
AUGCUUCCUCCGAGAAAGGUGCAAUCCCUAAAUCAGUGUGAUUGCAGUUGCACAUCAGAGAGUGCCUGUCGUCCAGGUCAAGGUAGAUAUAACUUCUAAAAUGGCGAAAACCAACUUGCCUUAACUCCAUUACCCGUUUACCUGUUAUACCAAAAUUAACGUAUAAGAUCUGUUGAUUUCCUAGAUUCCUACGACAGGCUUCCUAUUUCAUGCAAAGAAAUCUGGAAAAAAACUAAGUAUGUAACAAUAGUUAACAUUUUUUUAUUGAGACAACUUAGGAUGGUAUAUUCAUUUGACUUCAUGUCUCAGUGAGAGUAAUAUAAGACCACUUCCUCAUUUGACAGCUUUAAAUGUUAUUCUUCUGUGUAAUGUGACACACGCCUUUUUGGAGGUUUAAAUUUUAUAAAAUAAGCAUAAAGAAGACUCGGACGCCAAAAUUGAAACUCUGCGAAUUCAUCGUAUUUUCAUCUCAAAACUUUAGAAAACUUGAAACUGGCCUGAGGGAAAUAAGCUACUAAGGCAAACUACUUCGACUUCGCAUUCUAGAGUCUGUGGUUGUUCUCAAUAUGGCCUACACUUUAAUACUUUAGGGAUACUCCUAAAACAGUGUGCACUAUACUAGGAGAUAAAAAUAUAUAAAUAAAAAAAUAAAUAAUAAUUAUGGAUAAAAGAAGAAUUUACAUGUCAAAUCUAAAAUAGAUAUGUACAUUAUAAAAUUACUGUUUUUAAGAUUUUAUCGACACAAAAAUUUAGUACUAUAAAAAACCUAAUCAUGCAACUUAUUGUGGGCAUUAUACCAUUAGUGAAAGGAAAAAUGUUAGUAGUUACGGGUAACUUAUUCCAGGCUUCUAGUGAACUUGGUUAGAACGAAUAUUUAGAAACGUUACAACUGAAUUGAAUGUGACGAAAAGGGAAUGCAUUGUGGCUCGAGAAGCCCUUGUUAAGGGACAUACUUCAGAUGGAAGGGAGAUACCAACUAAACCUUGUUGGAUUUUAUAAAACAUUGAUAAUUGGUACGAAAGUCUGCGUCGUUGAGCGGGUCCCAACCAAGCUGUUUUAGCAUGGGAGUAACAUGACUAAAAUUUGAGUAGUCUCUAAAAACGAACCUUGCUGCUUUAUACUGAAUUAGUUCGAUUUGGUGAAUAUUCCGUUUAGUAUACGGAUUCCACACAGAGCACGCAUACUGUAGUUGAGGACGCACAAAGAUAGUGUAUGCCUUAGAUUUGACAUCCGUGGAACAAUCCGGCAAGACCAACUGUUCUAUUAGCCUUACUAGAAAUGUUAUCACAAUGUUGACAGAUAUUUUAUCAUUAAAUUUGUGCAUGAUCGUUUCAUGCUUCUUUCCCUCAAUUCUGUGCCCUCGCCUAAUUCACAAUGCGCGUUUGAUGUCAGUGGUGUGUUAGUAGAGUUGUUUCGAUAAUCUUUGAAAGCUUCCUGUUCAUAUAGAUAGUCUUGCCCCUGUUGAUAUAACAAACCUUUUAUCAAAGUCACCGAACAUGUAAAACAACGAUAAUCAAUUGAUCUCGAGACUUCAUACGACAUACACGACACGUAUUUUAAGCUGUUAUAGUGUAACUGUGAUAGGAAGUACUCUAAGAGUACAUAAAAUGUGAGCUUUGGGGUUAUUGUGCAUCGAGACGAAUCGUUUAAACUAAAAACUAAUUAAGUUAGUGAAAUUAGCAGUAUAAGUUAUAUGUAGACAAAUGAAUUAUUUAGUGUUUUAUACUUCCUAGUGCCUUACCCAGGGACUAUGAAAAUCGAUUUGCUGUAGUCUAGAAUAAAAUGUCGUGAACAGAGAACGGGAUGAUUUCUUCAAAAAAACGGGAUGAUUUUCAUCCAGGGAACAAUGAGAUAAAUCAUUAAGUCACGUCACAGCAAACAAUCUGAUAAAGACCUUUCGAUAUAUUUACAUUGUUUGAAUCACGUUCCGAAUAAAUCAACCUGUGUGUGAUCUUAAACAUUUUUCGCAUUUCAUUGCAUUGACCUUUCAGUACCCGUGUUGAUGGAAUCUUUUACAUUCGCACUGGUCUACCAUCCCGAUAUGAGGAAGUGUUCUGUCACAUGACACCAAUUAACGGAUGUGGGGACGGGGGAUGGACGCUUGUUAUGAAGAUCGAUGGGCAGAAGGUAAAUAUAUAAAACACUGCAUAUUUCUUUGAUUGAGGUCUUACGGAAUGAAAAAAAAGGUUUUCACAAUUUGCUAGAAAAAGAGGUAACAGUGGACAUUAAUUUCUACUUUGGCCCAAAAGGCUCAAACACAAAUCAGUUUCCCAAAACAUAACUCAGUUUCUCGAACUCAAAUCAAUCUUCCCAAAACAAAAAUCAGUUUCGCAAAACAUAAAUCAAUUUCCCGAAAUACAAAUCAAUCUUCCCAAAACACAAAUCAAUUUCCCGAAACACAAAUUCGUUCCAGUUUCAACAGACUGGUCACUACCUUAUUAUGACGAGAUGGCCUGGAAAGUAGAAUGACCAAUUCGAGCCCAAGGUCGUGCGCAUCCAAUAUGGCGACUAUCUGUACGGGCUGUAUCUUUAUUGCUUUAAUCAGGUGUUAACGUGAAAAAUGUUCUACCAAAGCUGCGGGCAACAAGUUUUAAAAGAAUAUUUGUUCUGCCCUUCGUGUUAAACCAAACUGGACAUUGCUAUACCUUUGGUCAGGCUAUUAUUAUCCAAGGCGUCCCAAGCUCACGUUACGAGUGUGAAAUGUAAAUUUACUUUCUCACAAGAGAUUCGGUGUCGCGUUACAUAUGACCGAGAUUAAGAUUCACGUUUACGCCAAACGGCAAACGUCAGAUUCAAGUUGAGAAUUUCUCCGAAUAGAAAGUAAGCAGAUAAAAACUGUCCAGAAAAAUUUUUAUGUAUAAAACUAGCUUGAAAAUACUUAUUUUUUAGUUGAAGUAAUAAACAGAUAACGGCAAUUAAGGGAAAACUUGGUCACAUGGUACAAAUUCGCGUUUGCCGUUUAGCGUAAACGUGAAUCUUAACCUCUCUAUUGUAUGAGAAAUUUAAAUACUGAGGUCUGCGAACACUAGAUAUCAUUAUAUUUUACCCUUAUGUCUAUAAAAUAAAUAAAGGAGACUUUUUCCUUUUAUUUAACAACACUUUAUUACAAAUUUACAUACAAAGGAAAAAAAUUUAAAAAUAGCAAAGGAAACUGCAAAAAUUACAAAAUUAGAAGAUUAUCAUUACAAAAAUUAUCAUUACGCCAGCUUAUACAUAAGAAAAACAAAAAACAAUGCUAGACAAUGAACAAAGCAAAAGGCUUAACAGACGCAGUACUCGUUGUAAACAGAAAAGCAUGCAAAUCUAUACAAAAGAAAUUAUCAGUGGCAUAUGGGAGGGCGGCGAGUAAACAAUAGGGCUCUCCAAGGAGGCUCUAGCCUCAUACAGGCACCUACUGUCACAUAUGGCCCUGGAAUGAUGAAAUAACCAGAAAAGUCCAAGCUCCUUCACAUGUUUUUAUCGUAAAAAUGUGUCUAACAUAAACCGGCAAACUAAGCCCUAGCUUUGUGAGAGAAAUUUUGCAUUGUAUGACCCAUGUUUUGACAGACUAAUACCGGUAGUUUAUUGCAAGUUGAUUAUCAGCCUUCAUUUCUAAAAUACUUAAUCCACGAGUUCGCCAGGGGUACCCUUUGAUUUUGCUUCUGUCCUACCUGGGUACAGCAAUUUGUAGGCCAAUGGAGAGCUAUAAACAAUUUCAUUAGCAUUAUGCAUCGAGUGCUAACUUUAAUAGCUCCACUCCCAUCUGCUGUUCCACCCUUCCUUAGUGGAAGACUUUUUCCUCGUCGGGGCUUGAGCAAAUUUUCCUCUUCAAUAUAUGGCAUGAUGUUCCAAUGUUGACGGUUACAGGCAGGUCAUCUUUCUCAGUUAUCCUCUUAGUUUUCUUGCUCUUUUUUUGAAUUGCGACUUUCUCUCAUCUUUUUAAUUAUUUAUGAAAGGUGUCCCCGAGGUAGGAAAAGGCUUAGAAAAAAUUAAGGUUAAAUCAAAUGUGGCAAUUCCAGCGCUGCAGCACAGUCAGCUCUCCCAUUCCUAUUGCUGGUCGAAUCAAACGUGGAAGAAUGAGCUUCAGUGUUAUUGGUCGUAGAAUUUCCGCACUACGCAAAAUUGAAUAGUAUUCUUCAGUACACUGUUGCAAUAAACGCAAAACUUUUUAACAGGAGAUAAAGUUACACGAGUCCAUGUCGUCGCCAUAUUGGGCCCGAUUUCGUCACUCUACUUUCCAGGCCAUCUCGUUCAUAACAAGUCGUGCCCAGUCUUUUGAAAUUGAUUUGUGUUUUGGGAAAUUGAUUUGUGUAUUGGUUAACUGAUUUGUGUUUUGGAAAACUGAUUUGUGUUUUGGGAAACUGAUUUGUGUUUGAGCCUUCUUAGCCACCGUAUUUUUUUUCCUCUUAGUGAACUGCUAAAUACUUCGUAAACUCGUUCCUUGUUAUCUCACAAAGGGUAAAUGCGAAAAAUGAAACGUUUCUAGAAUUAUUCCGUUCAGUUUUGAAGUCGUGCAAACGUGGACAUGUUCUUUCUUAAUGGAAGCAAAUGUCAUCGAUCAGUAAAUAGAGAAGUUUCUUUCUGCAAUUUGUAGCAUGCAUUCUGUUUUCUUCUUGUUGCAGAAAACAUUCACGUUUGAUUCGCGAUACUGGACUGACAAUGUUACCUACAAUGUGGCUGGAGGUACGAGCUUGGAGAAGGUAGAGACAAAACUUAGCACUUACUGGUCUACGCCUUUUACUCGACUCUGCCUUGGAAUGAACUACAAAAAUGAAGAAGCAAAAUGGAUCUCGCUUAGCUAUUCUGGGUCAUCCCUGUGGCACGUGAUAUCAAACGGAACGUACAUACCAACCAAUUUAACUGCUGGGGAGUGGAAGAAAUUGCUCGUUAAUUCCACAAUCUGGGUAACUACAACACAUACUAUUUAAUAACGAACAAGAAUGAAGGGAUUUAAAACUAGUUUAUUGUAAACGGUUCAUUUCUACAAUGUUUUUAAAGUAGCUGUGUUUCGGAGAGGUCCAUAAAAUUACCCUCCGAAACACAACUGCGGAAAUUUUUGUACUGUUAUGCAUAGUCUUGGUACCCUGUGAUAUUCGGGGGGCCCAGGGGUAGUUGCCAUCUUAAUCUUAGGAUUGAGUUCAGUUUAUAUUUUAACAUGGUGUCAAAAGUAAAGCACCAAUAUGGAUAAGUUAGAGACUCCGAGUACUCUUGUACUCCCAGGAAAUUUAGCGGAAAACUGGCGGCGUUUUAAGCAGUAAUUCAGUCAGAUUUACGAAGUAGCGUCAGGCGUAGUAAGAAAAGGUGGAAAGGUUCGAGGGAUGACCGUGUUGCACGUGGCGGGAUCAGAGGCCUUGAAAGUGUACAACACGUUUCAGUAGGUCAGUGACGGCGAUGAGAAUAAAGUAGAUAAAAUAAUGGAGAAGUUUGAACGGUACUGUAUUCCGAGGAAGAACCUAACUUUAGAAAGACAUUCAUUCCUUUCAAGGAAUCAACUUGAUGGGAGACGAUUGACGCGUACGUGACUGACUUACGUAACAAGGCAGCAAGAUUUGAAUUCGGUGAUUUGAAGGAUGAAUUGAUCCUUGAUCGGAUCGUUUGUGGUUUAAAUGAUGACACCGUGAGAUCCCGACUUCUAAGAGAAGCAAAACUGACCUUGGAGGGCUGCCUUUAUAUUUGUCGGGCGACUGAAAUAAGUUCUGGGCAGCUCAAGGUUUUGAACGAAGAAAAGGCAGUGCACGUCACGGGUAAGAGAUGAUGCGUUGUAUAGAGGAUACAGUCAGAACGAUGAGCGAGGGAAUGCGAAAGAUAGCAAAGCAGGUAUGAUUUCAUGUCAAUUCUGAGGAUAUCGUCACAAAUAAUGCUUACCACAAGCCUAACCAUUUUGCAAGUGUAUGCCAGGAUAAAAAAAAGGAGGUUCAUGCAGUGAACCAAAAAGGUGCCAGUGACGAACAGGCCUUCUUUAUUGGUGCUUUAAGUCGCAACAAAUGCACAGAGAAUGAUAAAAGGAGAAGUAUUUAUCAUUCGAGAUUGACAAUGCAGCUCAUUGUAAUGUCAUCCCAGAAAGCAUUUGUAAGGAAAUGGGUAUUGUUUGUUUCAGUAAAGAAGGGUCAAAAGUUCUUUCCUAUUCCGGUCAUGAAAUAAAAACAUUGGGCAAGAGUGAUGUGGCAGUUGAGUACAAAGGAAGAUAUCAUGUGAUUGCGUUUCGGUGGUUGACGUAGAUGUAAUACCAGUAUUAGGGCUGCAAACUGCCACUGACCUUCAGUUAAUUCAGAGAUUAUAUACUGUGGCAUCAAGCGGUACACAGGAGACCAAACCAGAAAUACUCAGUACCUACGCGGAUCAGUUCAGAAGAAUUGGAGCACUUCCAGGUGAAUAUGAGAUAAAGAUUGAUGAAAGUGCAACUCCAGUAGUACACCCACCAAGGCGGAUCAAAGUCAAGGCUGAACUAUGUCAGACAGGAAGAGAUGGGUAUUGUCACAACGGUUGAACAACCUACCAAGUGGGUCAACCCAGUCAUUGUGGUUCGGAAGCCAAAUGGAGAUGUCCGUAUCUGCCUUGAUCCUGUUGAUUUGAAUAAAGCGGUAAAGAGAGAACAUUACCCCUAAAAAAUGGUGGAAGAGGUCGCUGCAAGUAUGUCAGAAGCAAAAGUUUUCUCAACCCUUGAUGCUACAUCAGGAUUUUACCAGAUCAAGUUGGCCGAAGAAAGUACUUGGCUUACUACGUUCAACACACUCUUUGGCAGAUUUAAAUUUGAGAGGUUGCCAUUUGGUCUGGUGUCAGCUCCAGAGGUUUUUCAAAGGGUCGUGUCCGACAUGCUUGAGGCCAUUGAGAAAUGUGAAGUUAUUGUUGAAGAUUUGCUAGUGUGGGGCAAGAAUACAGAGGAUCAUGAUCACGCUCUGAAGCAGGUGUUGAAGAGAGCAACAGAGAAUGAUUUAAGAUUUAAAGAACAAAAGUGCAAGUUUCUAAGGCAGGAAGUUGAAUAUGUGGGACAUGUUUUUGGGACUGAUGGCUUGAGACCAAGUUCAGACAGAAUUCAGGCCAUUUUGAAUAUGUCAGUUUCACAAGACAAAACAAGCCUACAAAGAUUUAUGGGUAUGGUGAAUUACUUGCAAAAGUUCAUUCCUAAUUUGGCUAGCAUUGAUAAACCACUUCGUUAGCUGCUGUAAAAGUCAGUGGAGUGGCACUGGAUGGAGGCACAGCAGAAAGCGUACGGAGAGCUUAUCACCUGUAUCACCCCGGUACCUUUUCUUAAGUAUUUUGAUGUGAAUGAAGAUGUCAUUGUAUCUGUUGAUGCCUCCUCGAGGGUCUGGGUGCCUGUUUGCUGCAAGGGGACCAACCAGUAGGCUAUGCAUCAAGAUCACUGAACAGUGCCGAGCGAAAUUGUGCUCAAAUAGAAAAGGAAAUGUUGGCUAUUUUCUUUGGUACCAGCAAAUUUGUUGUGCUAGUGGAUUAGUACUCAGAGUACUUUGAAUUGACACAGCUCAAAGACAGAACAAAUGCCUCUGUCAUCAACUGUCUAAAACAGCAUAUAUGAAGACAUGGAAUACCGGAAGUUCUCCAUUCAAAUAAUGGCCCUGAAUUUAGCAGUUUGGAAUUUCAACGGUUCGCCAAACAGUAUCAAUUUCAGCAUGUUACUUCAUCACCUAGAUUUCCUCAGAGCAAUGGCUUAGUGGAACGUACUGUACAAACAGCCAAGAAGCUCCUCAAAAAAGCAUAUGAGGAUAACAACGAUCCCUAUUUAGCAAUUCUGGAGUUACGAAAUACUCUAAUUCCUGGAGUUGGACUUUCUCCCACUCAGUUGCUUAUGGGACGUCGCACAAGGAGAAUCAUUCCAAUUAAGAAUACCUUGCUAAAGCCAAUGGCCUACGACCCCAGUGAAGUUCAGAGAGUGCUGAAAGAAAACCAGCAAGUUCAGAAGAAGGAUUUUGAUCAACGCUGCAGGUCCCUUGAACCAUUAAAACUUGGAGAUAGUAUCAGGGUGCGACAGAUAGGAACCUGGGAACCAGCAGUGUUGUUGGAGAGAUCUGACAAAGGCGAACCAAGAUCAUAUAUUGUGAAAGUGAAUGACCAUCAUUACAUACGAAACCGGAGGGAUAUUCUGAAGACACAAGAAACCCUAUAACAUGAAGACUCGUCCAGUGAAGUAGCGGGGGACACCAACAGCAGAGACUCUGUUGCAAACCAACUACCUAAUCACCUUGGGGACGAGUCUGAUAGUGAACUAACAUCAGCCACAUCUCCCAUUAUCAGCAGAGUCAGUGGUUGUGUCAUUCGCGUACCCCUGCGUUACUGAGAAUGAUUUCAUUGUUCUGAACGACAUUGAACACUGAACAUUUUAUUUGCAAACUGAAGACACAUUUCUAACAGUUAGUUUUCUUUGUUAUAGCACUGGCUCACAGUCUUUGCUAUAUUUGUUAUUCAGUUAAGGGCUACAGGGAAAAAUGUAAUGUUAUGCAUAGUCUGGGUACCCUGUGAUAUUCGGAGGGCACACGGGCAGUUGCUAUCUUGAUCUUAUGAUUGGGUUCAGUUUGUAUCUUAACAAUAUUUUUGUGCUUUUAUGAUGUAACAUUUUUUUGGAAACUUCUUUCACAGGAAAAUUGUACUCAGCAAGGUUUUAACAGCGGCAACGAGAAUGCUAGAGCUCGUAUUGGUAUUGUUGGAUACGAAUCCCGAUGCGGAGCAGCGAAUCUGUUCAAGUCCAGAAUCGGUUUUGGAGCCUCAGGAAAUUGGUAUGGAAUGAACAACGAUAAUUCGUGCGGAAACGAAUAUGAAGCCAAAGUGUCAAUAGUGGCUUUUGGCUACAUCUUUGUUCAAUAG